AGUGUGUGAUCGACCACAGUUGAGGGAGGAUCUCCGCCCUGUCGAUUAGACCACCUGUUCCGAGGCCGUCCUCCUCGUUCUUAACGCUCAUCUGGAAAGUGAUAUCAAGUUAGUGACAAGUUUGGUGCAACACUUUAUCGCAAAACAAACCCCUAAGCAACGCCUGAAACAAGUUCUCACCGUUGUGUGUUUACAGUGAGUUAAUGUGAAAAAUUCGUGAAAACAAAUGUGAUUUCCCUUUAGAAUGACACCUAGUGGCCAGCGGGCAAAGCGACGACUCUCUGGGGAAUACAUGGAGGCAGGCAUGCGAGCUGAGCCGGGCCUGGAGCUGCCCCGCCUGCUGCUGCCUGCUUCUCUCUGAAAACAUUAUUGUAUGACGUUUUCUCAGUUAACUUGCCCUGGAAAGUCCCUGGAAAGAUGCCCCUCGUGCAUUUAGCCUGAGGGAAGCAUACAGCGAGAAUACCACAGGACGGUGACUGGCAUUCCCAAUUACUCUUCGCUGGUUGCCUUUUGGACAUUUUUAGUGGAAUAUUAAACAGAAAGACAGCAGGGUAAAGAAACUCUUGAAAACUGGAAUCGUGUCCGGUAUGCCAGAGGUGAGGCUCCUCCGGCAGCCAUAAAUUCGGUCCACAUCGAGAGAGAGAAAUAUGGACGUUCCUCGACGGUCCCUAGACACAAACUGACCGUAGCUGGCAACACUCCUGCCGCUGGAACGUGUGUGCGUUUGAGUGUGCGUUUGUGCGUGCUUAGUGUGCGUUUCCCCGGCCAUGUGCACUACUGGACGCCACAUCUGAGUCUAAUUCUGCCCCGCCGUGUACACAUCAGCUCAUGGUGUGUGUGAGACGCAAGAUGUACUGCGCCAGAGCCACCACCCUCUGCGUCGCCUACCUGCUGCUCACCGCUCCGGGGAUUAGAGCGUCGACGGUGGUGGAACAAGUGGAGGUAGUGGUUGGCGGGGACCUGGAGCUUCCCUGUGAUGUCAUUCCCCCAAUUGAUGACCGCAUGGCUGUCAUCCUGUGGUACCGCGACAACCACCCAGACGCCAUGUACACUUACGACGCCCGCAACACCUCGCUCGGCUAUCUCCAACACAAUCCUCGUGACCAAGCCCUGGCCCGCCGCACCCACUUCUACCCGCAGCCUCCCGCACGCAUGAUCGUAAGCAGUGCCACCUUGCAGGACGCCGGCCGCUAUGAGUGUCGCGUGGAUUUCAUGCGAGCGCCUUCCAAAACUACCAUUAUUGAGGUGACGGUGGUGGAGCCUCCUUCUAUGAUCCGCGUGGCGUUACACACAGGCAAGACCGUCACUUUCACCGUCACCGCAGAUGAGGGGAGUCCACUGAGGCUGUCCUGCAUCGUGAAUGGAGGCCGCCCUCGUCCUCGGGUUUGGUGGACGCUGCACAACAAGACGCACGAGUUUGUAGUGGACGAGACUUAUGAAGCCAUCGACGGAGAGCGCACACAGAAUGACCUCAUGCUUCCACGCCUCACCCCCGACCACCACAUGACGCGCCUAGCUUGCCACGCCUCCAACACCAACGUUACGGGACCAAUCACCUCACGCAUCACCCUCCUUCUCAAUAUGGCACCCCAGCGUGUGCGCAUCACCGGGCUGGAGCAGCCGCUUCUCGCCGGCAAGAGCUACCAGGUGGGCUGUGAGACCUUCGGCAGCAGGCCCGCGCCCAUCCUCACCUGGACCAUCAAGCGACCUGACCGACUGGAGGAGAUGCUCGCCACGGAGGACCUGUCAAAGAAGAACGUGAGCAGGACAUUCCACGAGCUGGAGGUAAACUGGACGGACCACGGCGCCACGCUACGCUGCACCGCCGCCAGCCCUGCCCUUCUCGAGCGUACAGUUACCAACAGCUCCACUUUCGAUGUGAACUUCGCCCCUCGCCUCCACUUGAUGCUCGGAAGGAUGCUGCAGCCUGACGGGAUCAAGGAAGGGAUGGACGUGUACUUCCACUGUUCCGUGAAGGCCAACCCUAAGGUCUACAAGAUCACCUGGUAUCACAACGACGAGGAGGUGCAGCACAACUCAGCUGCAGGCGUUUUGGUGUCCGACGAUCAUUUGGUGCUGCAGGGAAUCACCAGGCGUUGGAGUGGUGCUUAUGUCUGCAAGGCGUCCAACGUGGUAGGGGACGCUGCCUCCAACACCCUCACCAUCCCCGUGCAAUACUCCCCUAUCUGCUCCUCGGCCUCCACCACGGUGUACAGAGCCGCCCUUGGUGAAGAGAUUCUCAUUCCCUGCAGAGUCUUGUCCCAUCCUCCUAACGUCACCUUCUCCUGGACUUUCAUGAACGCCCUAACAGAGCCAGCCAGCCAGCCAGCCAGGCCGCCAGAGAUAUUAUACAGAGUGGUGUGGGUCCUUGUCUCUCGCCUCCGCUACCUGCCGGAGAAGCCUCAGGACUACGGCACGCUUGCACUGGCUGCCUCCAAUAACGUCGGCAACCAGGAGAGUCCGUGUAUAUUCAGUGUAAAAACCCGCUGGUUAGUCCAGCUCAUCACAAAGAGUCCCAUGAAGGUUAAUGGGUCUGUUGUUUCGCUCCGCCUUUGUGUUCCUUUGUGUAAUGGUUUCCGGGUUGUGUUUGUGUCGAAAUUCGGUGUUCCUUCACCUCCACUCAACUGCACCGUGAGCAACCAAACGUGGGAGAGUGUGGAGGUGACCUGUGGUGACUCCGGGGCGUCGCUGGGCCAUCAUAGGGGCCACAGCUACGGCUACAGUAACCCUGAACUGAAUGAAGUGGUGCCAGCUAAUCACCCCGCGGAGCUGCUGCAGGACAGUGAUAAACCCCGCUACCUGCUGACAGUGAAGGAGCGACUCACGCACGCCGUCACCCACAAUCUCACGGGUGAGCGAGGUGUGUUCUCCGUGACGGGCCUGACAGCGGGCCUGGAUUACGUCAUUUCAGUGGUGCGAUAUAACAGUCACGGCCGCUCCUCCAACGUGACCCUCGAGGCGUUCACCCUCAGGACGGCAGAGAACAGGAUGAGAGAGGAGCUGGAGGGCGGGGAGUCAGCCCUGCUCGGGGUGGUGUUGGGUGUGAUGGGCGUGGUGCUAUUACUGGCCGUGGGUGCCAUCGCCAUAACCCUUCGCUCGCGCUCACGCCCGCGGCCCGCGUCCCCCGCUAACAAGACGAGGAUACCCCCAGGCGAGGCGAGUGAAUCUGGCACGCUGGACCACCCAGACCUGCUGGAGGCGGAGUCCCAUGUGCCCACCGCUGGUCCCUAUCGCUCCGCCGAGGUGACGCAGGCGUUGCUGUCCCCGGCCCGCACUCUGGACGAUGAGGUCAGCGUCACCCCCGCCUCCGUCUCUCCCACCGGCCACCUUGAGUACCUGCCGUGUGAGGGUUCCGAGUCCGUCUCCCCGAGCGUUAGGUCACACCCUCGCCUCUACGUGCGGGCGGAAGGACACACGGGUCAGCAGGAGAGCUUCCUCUGAGCACCACUAGCGCCGUGUUUCAGGGCGGACAGCAGCAGCAACAUCGCCAUGUAAAGUAAAUUUUUGUAGGAGUGGUUGAAAAUGUUCCGGGUGGUUGGUGAUAAACCUGUGACGUUUUUCAUGGAACGGUGGCGUAUUUUUUGGCAUAAUUCCUAUUUACGUAGCUAGUGAUGCAGGUGUUGGGGACGAGACGCCUGGUGGCCGUACUUGGUAUUUUUCUCACGUUUUGUGUGUGCGUGUGUGGAUGUGGGUGGCGGGUGGGUGGGAGGGUGGGUAUGCUUCCCUGUUUCAUAAAGGAGUAAACUGAAGCGUGUUUCAUGUCUGCUUCGGACCAGAAGCGUGAAUAGAGACUCAAGAUACGUAUUUUCUCCAGUGCUUGCUUGAGGAUACAGUUGUGAUAAAUUAUGGAAUUGCAGAAAGUUUCCUCGACAUCGACGGCCGAUAAAGCAGUGAAGGGAAAUGGACACACCGGACUCAUUCGAACUUGUUAAAUCGUCUGUGAGAUCCGAGCUAGUGUGUUGACAAGUGUUACCUUUUUAAGGGCUGUAAGGCCUUCGGGACGAGUGUACCACACAAACCGCUCCAAUCCCUCAUACCACUUUGACACUUUAUGAAAAAAAAUCGCACAAACAAACAAGACGAUGUGGGCCAUGAGUGAAGAAAUCGAUAUUGCUCAUGGCGACACAGGACGACGUGGUAUUCCCGAGGGGAGAAUAUAGUGCCAAGUGUCGCCUCCACGAGGGGAAAAUUGAGGGAAGAUGAUACUGAUACAGAAGUGCAGGUGGUCCAAGUGUUGUGGAAAAGGAAAAGGGAUAUGUAUGAAAUUUAUAAAUAAUGUAUAAAGCCGAUCACUCACAGGAAACAAAUACGUAAAAAAAUAUAUAAAUAAAUAUAUCUAUAUAAGAAAGUUAUAUGUUUAGACUUCCAUAUAUUUCGUAACUUCCAGAUUUGUUCCUCUUCACCGAUCAUUGUGUAGCGUUUGGCCCAAUGCUCUUCAACUUGACGUGAAAUCUUUUAACUCUGGUGGCCGAAUUCGCCAAAGAAUUAGACGUUGUGUGAGUCGUGAGAAUGUUGUUUGCUCCUUUUCUUUUUUCUUUUUCCUGGCCUCCCUCCAGAUGUCCUCGAGGGGCAAGAUGUGGGUUUGUUGCACCUGUUUGCCUGGGCCGGGGAAGGUAAUUAUCUGGAAAGUGGGACUAACACCAGCGUUUUCUUUGCUCGGGAACUACAUCGAUUUUUCUUUUCUUUUUUUUUUCUAUACGAGUGGUCUUUAUGUGUGUGUGUGUGUGUGUGUGUGUGUGUGUGUGUGUGUGUGUGUGUGUGUGUGUGU
Scylla paramamosain (green mud crab) is the source of this 4768-nucleotide messenger RNA. RefSeq names its product hemicentin-1-like. NCBI's taxonomy places the organism in Eukaryota, Metazoa, Arthropoda, Malacostraca, Decapoda, Portunidae. The record is from RefSeq and is a predicted model, not a curated record.